AUGGUCGAAGAAAACGUCAUCCUUCGGAAGCGCAACACCUUGCGCCUCGGAAGCCUUAUGAGGUGUAACGGAUAUCUGUUCAGACCAACCGGUACACUGACACGAGUCAAAGCUACUUGGAUGCCUUCCAACAGUUCUACGCGUGAUAGAGAGUUCACCGUUGGAUCUGGAACCAAAGCGUUGAACCCAGAGGACGAGAAGGCUCAUGAGAUCCGAGAUGGGAAAAAGAAGGAGCUCGAGAAGCUCGAGUGA
Marasmius oreades (fairy-ring Marasmius) is the source of this 252-nucleotide messenger RNA. RefSeq lists its product as uncharacterized. Bases 1 to 252 code for a protein of 83 amino acids. Lineage: Eukaryota; Fungi; Basidiomycota; Agaricomycetes; Agaricales; Marasmiaceae. The record is from RefSeq and is a predicted model, not a curated record. The transcript has a single exon.